This is a messenger RNA of Drosophila nasuta, 1021 nucleotides long. RefSeq lists its product as uncharacterized. Gene Ontology annotation, molecular function: protein dimerization activity. Lineage: Eukaryota; Metazoa; Arthropoda; Insecta; Diptera; Drosophilidae. The transcript is spliced from 3 exons. The record is from RefSeq and is a predicted model, not a curated record. The coding region runs from base 413 to 1021 and encodes 202 amino acids.
CCCCUUAAAAUUCCAAGGGUUUGUGAUACUAGAUGGUUAUCCAUUGAAAUGGCAGUAACUCGAAUUUUAGACCAAUGGCAUGAACUGAAAACUCACUUUGGAAUUGCUGCUAUGAGUGAAAAAUGCAAAACCGCAAAAAUCCUGUACGAAUCUUUCUGCGACAAAAAAAACUAUUUGUACUUGGUAUUUUUAAAGCCUAUAUUGCAGGACAUGCAAAAAUUAACUUGUGCUUCCAAAGUAAUUCGGCUAAUGCGACGAUGCUUUUAAGUGAUCUUAUACUCUCUAUCAGAGCAUUGCGACAGAAAAUAAUUCCUCCUGAUAUUGAUGUUGACAUUAUUAACGACGAUGACUUCGAAAAGCACGUCAAAAGCGAUUUAGGCCUCGGCUACGAUUUUGAAAAGAAGUCAAAUCAAUGAAUAUAGAAUCCGUCGAAGAAAUGGAAAUAAGAGAGUGCUGUUCCGGUUUUGUAGUAGAGCUAGCCAAACAGUUGAAGCAAAGGCUUCCGGACAAUUUUAACAUAUUAAAACAGAUUGAUGCAUUCUCUGUUGAAAAUAUUUUAAAAAUUCAAAAGAAACAAAUCUCUCCAAUCCUUGAGUAUUUUCGUACUCCUAAUAUAGAUAAAAUUGAACGACUGUACAACGACAUAACCCUGGUAGAGUGGGAAAAUGUCGAUGAUACUGUUAAGUUCUGGGCUGAAGUUCUUAAAUAUCGGGAUUCUGGCGGAAACUGCCGUUUUCAGGAAUUGGCUUCAGUUGCUCUGCAAAUGCAGUCCCUGCCUUGGUCGAAUGCCGACGUCGAGCGGGUGUUCAGCCAAGUCAAUUUAAUAAAAACGAAAAUUCGAAAUAGCAUGAGCGUUGAAACGUUAAACGCUAUACUGAGUAUAAGGUACGGGCUGCGUCGACACAAUAUGUGCUGUUUUAACUAUAAUGUACCACCCAGCUGCCUAUCUACAAUUGAAGACAAGAAAUUUUAUCCAACUGAUGAUGAUGAUAAUAUUGACGACAUCUUAAAUAUAAUAUAG